AUGGCUACAUACGUGACGCAGGGCUUCUACGGAUCCGCCAUUGAGGGUGUCAUCCCCCAGGGCUGGAUCGAUUCAAGCACCCUCCGCGAAGUCCCCGACCACCAAGAAAUCUUCCUCUCCCCGAAAACCCUCACGUCGCAGAUCAUCGAAAUCAACCAACGCGUCGAUACUGAAGACGCUCUUACCUUCCACACCCCCUCCCCAUCCGCUCCCUCCUCCACGCACCCCACCGCCGACGACACCGACAAAGCCGCCGUCCUGUACCAUCUGCACGACCUGUGCGACGAGUCCGACACCUUGAAUGUCACGACUCCGCCGCAGUCCGUGGCGCUGCCGAACCUGCCCCAAGCGCGCGCAUACAAGGGCGUUGCGACGCUGACAUCGCCGCGGACGCAGCGCCGAGGGGGUCAGAAUCCCGGAAGUGCGGGUGGUGCGGUGGCGGGGUCGAGUGCGGAGGGGUCGUUGACGAGCACGACGAGUUGUUAUUAUCUGUUGGUGAGGCUGGAAGAGCAGGAAACGGAUGUUCUGGUAUUUGUGAAUGUGCCGCGCGAGGAGUUUGAGGCCGCGGGUGAUACGAGAGGGUUGGCUGAGGAGGAGAAGUUGGCUGGGGGACUGGUGGAUGAGUUAGUGGGGAGGUUGAGGAUCGUGGAUUGGGAUUUGUUUGCUUGA
Aspergillus melleus is the source of this 669-nucleotide messenger RNA. RefSeq names its product Ran GTPase-binding protein MOG1 (gene mog1). Lineage: Eukaryota; Fungi; Ascomycota; Eurotiomycetes; Eurotiales; Aspergillaceae. The transcript is spliced from 2 exons. Gene Ontology annotation, molecular function: small GTPase binding; guanyl-nucleotide exchange factor activity. Gene Ontology annotation, biological process: protein import into nucleus. The record is from RefSeq and is a predicted model, not a curated record. The coding region runs from base 1 to 669 and encodes 222 amino acids. Gene Ontology annotation, cellular component: nucleus.